AUGAAGGUCAUCAUCCGUGACGACAAAGACGGUGCUUCCAAGUACGCAGCCCGAUACAUCGUCAACCGCAUCAAUGCCUUCGCGCCGACUCCCGAAAAGCCCUUUGUCCUUGGACUACCCACUGGCAGCAGCCCCGAGAUCAUUUACAAAUAUCUGGUUGAGGCGCACAAGGCCGGUGAGGUAUCAUUCGCCAAUGUUGUGACUUUCAACAUGGACGAAUACGUGGGUCUGCCUGAAGAACAUCCCGAAUCCUACCACAGUUUCAUGUACAAGCAUUUUUUCGCCCACGUCGACAUCAAUCCUGAGAAUGUCAACAUUCUCAACGGCAACGCUCCCGAUCUGAAAGUCGAAUGUGCUGCAUAUGAAGAAAAGAUUGCCCGUGCCGGUGGGAUUGACCUGUUCCUGGGAGGUAUUGGACCAGAUGGACAUAUUGCAUUCAAUGAGCCAGGUUCUUCGCUGCGCUCAAGGACCAGAGUCAAGACAUUGGCGGAAGACACAAUUCGGGCCAAUUCGCGCUUCUUUGGCGGCGACCUCAGCCAAGUCCCCAAACAAGCCUUGACUGUUGGUGUGGGCACCGUUCUCGAUGCGCGGGAGGUCCUGGUCAUCGUCUUGGGUUCCAACAAGGCCGUCGCUCUGGCUAAAACGAUUGAGGGAGGUGUCAGCCAGAUGUGGACUUGCAGUGCACUGCAGAUGCAUGAGAAUGCUAUGAUUGUCUGCGACGACGCCGCCACGGACGAAAUGAUGGUGAAAACGGUCAAGUACUUUAAAAGCAUCGAACAAGUCUCCGCAGGCCAAGAGACCGCCAAAGCCACUCCUCAACGGUCGCAGGUUCGGUUAGACAACUGGCGCGCGGGGUUGAAGGACCUCAGAAUCGAUACGGAGAAGAAAGAGCUGUUGGAACAAGACGAUGGAGAACUGACACCAGAUAGCAUGUCCUCGAGGCUGGUGGACUCGGCCAUCGCCAUGAACGACAAGAAGAUGGGGGAUUUCAUAUUCGACCGUAUGGGCUCGCGGGUUUCGACUUUUGCGGCAUAA
Fonsecaea nubica is the source of this 1035-nucleotide messenger RNA. Its product is annotated as glucosamine-6-phosphate deaminase. The transcript has 2 exons. The coding region runs from base 1 to 1035 and encodes 344 amino acids. Gene Ontology annotation, cellular component: cytoplasm. The record is from RefSeq and is a predicted model, not a curated record. Lineage: Eukaryota; Fungi; Ascomycota; Eurotiomycetes; Chaetothyriales; Herpotrichiellaceae. Gene Ontology annotation, biological process: N-acetylglucosamine catabolic process; N-acetylneuraminate catabolic process; D-glucosamine catabolic process. Gene Ontology annotation, molecular function: identical protein binding; glucosamine-6-phosphate deaminase activity.